AGAAGAAGCGCGAGACUGUGCGCGCUACCUAGGAAAGCUGCGAAGGACCGUGAAGUUGUUGUCUCGGGAGGGAGCGAAGGGAGGAAAAAAACAUAUCAAUUAUGUUCAAGCUGGGAAUUGGAAUUAAAUAACCGAUUAUAAUUAUGUCGAGUAUCUUAUCGGCUGGACCGAACGGUACUUUAUUUGCCGUAUUUUUGUUUGCUUAGAACAGGCACAGAAGAGAGUACCGAGUUGGGCUUGGGGCCGAAAAACGGGCUGCUCAUAUUGUCGGCUGGAGUUGGGGGGCCGCGUUCUUCGCUUCAUGGCCACCUAGUCUGUUAGUUGAACGAAACUGAGAAAACGGGCAUAAGCUGUUCCGUAUACCUUCAGAGGUUGCCGUUUCUAUAAGGUUGGACGCUGGUUCGUCUAACGUACCGAAAGAACCAGAGGCGUCAGUGGAUGUGGUGGCCGCCUUAUUCUUGUGCGAAGUUAAGGCAUUUUCAUUCGUUUUUAAUAUCUGGGCGAUCGUCGAACUUGUCUAAAAGUUAUGUUGUCUUUUGUUUACGGAGAAUGUGUUUAUAGUUGACCCGUGAUGAGAGAGAAAAUAUCCUACAUUAUUAAGUGUACUUGUGUGAAGUGUAUGGCUAAAUUUCUUUAAGGCGAUGGAAAUAACCACGCUGGAAGUAAAAUCUAACUGAUUAUUUUUUGAGAUUUUUUUUAUAUACUACGAGACUGGAAAUUUAAACUUGCAUAAAAAUAUAUUUCCAAGUCAAUCAAGAUGUCAUUUUUUAAUUUCCGAAAAAUUUUUAAAUUGGGAGGUGAAAAGAAAAAAAAGCAGUACGAUCAUGUCAACAGAGAUGUCAAUCCAGAGGAGUUCUGGGAGAUUAUUGGCGAGCUGGGAGACGGUGCCUUUGGCAAAGUGUACAAGGCCCAAAAUAAACAGAAUGGAAUAUUGGCUGCUGCUAAGGUGAUUGACACAAAGACAGAAGAGGAACUUGAAGAUUAUAUGGUGGAGAUUGACAUUUUGGCAUCCUGUGACCACCCUCAUAUAGUUAAACUGCUGGAUGCUUUUUAUUAUGAAAGUAAGCUCUGGAUAUUAAUUGAAUUUUGUGCUGGAGGAGCUGUGGAUGCAGUCAUGUUAGAACUAGAGAGACCUUUGACAGAACCACAAAUACGUGUGGUUUGUAAACAGACGCUUGACGCACUCACUUACUUGCAUGAAAAUAAAGUCAUCCACAGAGACCUGAAAGCAGGAAACAUUCUUCUUACAUUAGACGGUGAUAUUAAACUUGCGGACUUUGGUGUCUCUGCCAAGAAUACUCGAACCCUCCAACGAAGACAUUCGUUUAUAGGAACUCCAUACUGGAUGGCACCAGAAGUAGUCAUGUGUGAAACGUCUAAAGACAGGCCUUAUGAUUAUAAGGCCGAUGUUUGGUCCUUAGGAAUCACAUUAAUUGAAAUGGCACAAAUAGAACCACCACAUCAUGAGCUAAACCCCAUGAGAGUGUUGUUGAAAAUUGCUAAAGCAGAGCCUCCUACAUUAGCGCAACCUUCAAAAUGGUCUACAGAUUUUAAUGACUUCCUUAGAAAAGCUCUAGACAAGAGUUUGGAUAAUAGAUGGACCAUUCCCCAACUUUUACAGCAUCCAUUUGUGACAAGUGUGACUGACAACAAGCCUCUUAGGGAGCUUAUUGCUGAAGCUAAGGCAGAGGUAACAGAAGAAAUUGAAGAGGCAAAAGAUGAUGAAGAAGAGGAGGAACCAGAGGCACAGCUGCUUGUUCCUGGACACCAGCGUGCUUCUUCAGAUGCCAGUAUUGCAAGCUCAGAGGAUGAUAAAUUGUCCCAGUCUACUUCUAUUAUGGAGUCUGUUUCUGAGAGACUUGAGCCAGAAAAUGUGGAGGACAAAGCCAGUGACAAACUAUCUGAUGAGGGUAUUGGAACAAGUGAAGCUGACAAGAUGGAGAAUGAAAAACUAAUUGAGAACAACAUUUUAGACACUAGUAAUGAAGAUAUUGGCAGUGGUGAAGAUAUUCUAAUGGAAACUGAAGAGCAUUCACCUGAAGAAGGAAAAGUACAGACAAUUUCUGACCUUCCAGUUGUUUGCAUUGAGGAAAAAACAAAUGAGACAAAUGUUACCAUCAUUGCAGUUGAUGAUGAAAUGAGCAGUGAGACAAAGGAAAAGAGUGAUGAAAUCCUGGAACAGAAAAUGUUACCAGAAAUUAACAUAAAUGAAGUUUCUGAAGGGGAAAUAAAGGAAAAUAAACAUGAGUUGACUAUGGAAGAUGAUUCACUUGAAGUUUCUGAACCGGGUAAAGUGGAAACUAAAGAUGAAGUGACUAUGAAUGAAAAAUCACUUCUAGUUUCUAAACAGGAUAAUGAGUCUCCUGAAGAGGAUACCAGAAACCCUACUCAUGAAGAACAAAAGCCAGAAUUCAAAAAAGAAAGUGAUGUUGAACAUGAGGUUGAAAAUUGUGACAAAGAUUUAAGUCAAAGCAUACAUUUGCAGGAACAAAUCUUUACAGAUAAGCAAGAAACUGAAUCUUCACACAAUGAAGACAAUGCAGUUAAUAAUAAAACAAUAGACACAUCUGAGACCAAUGUACCUGUUCUAAAGGUAACUGAAGAGUCCUCAAAAGAAGAUGAAAGUGCAGUUUCACUAAAUGAAACUGAACAUGUAGAACUGCCUAUAAAUUCCACCGUUCAUGAGUUAAAUGAAAAUGGAGGAGACCAAAGCAAAGGAAGAGCUGAGGAAGUUAUUGUACCUGUUGGGAAGGAAAUGAACAAAGUAGCAAAUCAAAACGACGAGACUGAGUCUGACAAAACAAAGGAUAAAGAGAAAGACUCAGAUUCAGGGAGCAGCUGCCCUACAGAUAAUAAUAGCAUUGAUCUGAAUUUAUCUAUUUCUAGUUUCCUAACCAAAAAUAAAGACCCCGGUUCAGUGUCAUUUCAGGAUACCAGAAGGCAAAAGAAAACUUUGAAGAAAACAAGAAAAUUUAUUGUCGAUGGGGUAGAAGUUAGUGUGACAACUUCAAAAAUUGUUACUGAUAAUGAUACUAAAAAUGAAGAAAUGAGAUUUCUAAGACGUCAAGAACUUAGAGAGCUGAGGUUACUUCAGAAGGAGGAGCAACGAGCACAGCAGCAGCUGAGCACUAAACUUCAGCAGCAACGUGAACAAAUUUUCCGUCGUUUUGAACAAGAAAUGACUAGUAAAAAACGCCAGUAUGAUCAGGAGAUUGAAAAUCUAGAAAAACAACAAAAACAAAAAAUUGAGCGACGAGAGCAGGAACACACAAAUCACCUACGAGAUGAGGCAAAACGCAUAAAAGCAGAGCAAGAGAAGGAGUUGUCUAAGUUCCAGAACAUGCUGAAGAACCGUAAAAAGGAGGUAAAAAUUGAAGUGGAAAAAUCUCCCAAAGAGCAAAGAAAAGAGCUUGCAAAGCGUAUGAAAGAGGAACUUGCCCAAAUACAUCAUGAUCAGGAACAAGAAUUUUUACAAAAGCAGCAGCAGGAGUUAGAUGGGGCAUUGAAAGUAAUCAUCCAGCAGCACAAGCUUGAGGUUGCAAGCAUUGAACGAGACUGCCUGAAUCAGAAACAACAACUUAUGCGAGCACGAGAAGCUGCAAUAUGGGAACUAGAAGAACGCCACUUACAAGAGAAACAUCAGCUUUUGAAACAGCAGUUAAAAGAUCAGUACUUCAUGCAGAGGCAUCAGCUCCUUAAAAGGCAUGAAAAGGAAAUGGAGCAGAUGCAGAGGUAUAAUCAAAGACUGAUUGAAGAGCUGAAAAACAGGCAAACACAAGAAAGGGGCCGACUGCCAAAAAUACAACGAAGUGAAGCAAAAACCCGCAUGGCCAUGUUUAAAAAGAGUCUUCGUAUCACGUCAUCUGGAUCACCAGAUCAGGACAGGGAAAAAAUCAAACGGUUUGCUGUCCAAGAAGAUAAAAGACAAAAGAAUGAAAGACUGCAGCAGCAUCAGAAACAUGAGAACCAAAUGAGAGACCUCCAGCUCCAGUGUGACGCUAACAUUCGAGAGCUGCAGCAGCUUCAGAAUGAAAAGUGCCAUUUGUUAAUUGAGCAUGAGACACAGAAGUUGAAGGAACUGGAUGAAGAGCACAGCAUGGAGCUGAAGGACUGGAGGGAGAAACUACGCCCAAGGAAAAAGGCUUUAGAAGAAGAAUUUGCAAGAAAACUCCAGGAGCAGGAAGUGUUUUUCAAAAUGAGUGGAGAAUCUGAAUGCCUUAACCCCUCUGCACAAAGUCGAAUUUCCAAAUUCUACCCUGUACCGAGUCUGCAGUCAACAGGUUCCUAAUCAGAUGAAAGUGCUGACAUAUUCAUGAAGUUAUCGUGAGAGUACUCAGUUUAAUUUACUAUCGUUUUAUAUUACUAUGAGAGAAAAAAAAAAUCAGUGUAUGUUUUUUUUUAAACGUUGGACAAUUAGGUAUUAACCAUAAAGUUGUCAUUGCUGUAUCAAACCAUGUAAGAUUCAGUGGAUAUUUUGUAAUCUUCCUUUAUUUUUGCAUUAUAUAAAGAACGGAUGAAGUGUACAACACCCUUUUAUUCUUCCACAGAUGACUCAGGUAUUAAGCCUGCUACAGAACUGAAUUUUAAUCAAAUUAUAUAAUUGUAGGUGCUUUCCUUUCUGAAAAUAUCAAAAAAGUGCCUGUUACGUCAGAUCCACUAAACAGUUUAUUUUUUAGUACUCUUUAUUUUUCAAGUUGCUGCUGACAUUUCCCAGAUGUCUUUGCACUAAAUGUAUUUUGGGAUUUGUGAGAAGAUUCGUUGAUAUUUAUAAUACUAAAAUUUGUAGCCUUUUACAAGCAUUCCACCUCACAAAACUUUAGUGGAUUGUACUUUUGAAAUAUUUGGAUUGCACAUUUAUAAAUUAUUUCUUAUUGCAGUACAGAUUUUUCCUUUUCUGAAAUACCUUGUAAAGUAUGUUCAAUACACUAUCGCUUUUUAAAAUGAAAUGUAAGACACUCCUGAUGUGCAUGAAGAACGUGCAGCUGCUGGCGCUGGCCUGUGCUUGCUGCGCACGGGUAUUCAGUGUUAAUCUUUGCUCCCUGUAGAUCGUCUGGUGCAUUUGGAUGAAAUUACAUUGUUAUGUUUUUGCUCAAAAGGGAACACAUUUCUUAAAUCUUUAAUUUGAUGACAAAUUUAACUUAUUAGUUUCAGAACAAAUAAACGGAAUAAGUAAAUAAAAGUGAAAUUAAAAUGUGCGGUGUAGAGCUGGGCCCAGACUAUUUAAUGAAUGUAAGCUCUAUGUCACGUUUGGCACUGUUACAUUUUGAAAGUUUUGCCAUUUUAUUAUUUGUGAUUGUGGGCUAUUUAUUCUAAUCCAUAAACGCCUCGGCUGAUUUAAGUGAAUGCUGGUCUUGAACAUGCUGCACAAAUACAAAUCACUUUUUUUUGUUUGUAUGUUUGUUUUUACGACUCCUCAAACUCGGCUUGCAGGCCCCCUGGUGUUACUAGCGGCGGGCAGCGGGCUGUUUUGAGGGGUUGGGGUAUACCUUGGACUUCAGAGGUAGGAGGAUAAGCGUAGGACGACUCUGCUCUGGUAUAACUGCUGUGUAACUAGUUCAUAGCCUUAAUCUUACAAUAAACUAAUUGACAUGAUUUUAUAUCCAAUAUAAAUUUACAUUGUUAUGUUUUUGCUUUUAAAAAAAAAACUGAUCAGCUUCUACUGCAGUUAGGUUAUUGAGUUAUUUUCUUUGCCUUUUUUUUUUUAUUAUACAAUAAUGCAAAUUGCUGAUGCAUAUUUAGACAAGCUGCAUUUGGGUUAAACACAAUUCAUUGAUUAGGUUGGCCAGUGGCACGUUUCUGGGUGUUGUGGGGUAUUAUAUGUCAAAAAAUGCACUAAAAGUUAUAGCUAACGCUUAAUCACUUUAAUAUUUCAUAUUUAUGUACAAAAUGAUCACGUAUGUUCUAUAAAAUCAUUUAUCAUGAAAGAGACACCGUUUUCUCAUUGCUUUAAUCCAGACUACUUCUGAGUAAUACAAGAACUUUUGUUUUGUCAUAUUUUAAAACUCCACAGAUAAUUCUUCAGUUAAUGUAGAUCUGGUUAGUCAAACAAACAGAUCUUGAAUUUAAUAUUUCUGUAUGAAAUCAGAAUUAAGAGGUUGAUUCUGUAGACUUGGUUCUGCUGUAAAUAAAAUGUUUAAGUAUUUAAUGAUGCAUUAUAUCAGGUAUAGACUAAUGAACAAAUUGUUAAUAAAAAUGAUAACCUGCUGUUUA
Molecule: messenger RNA, 6210 nt
Organism: Erpetoichthys calabaricus (reedfish)
Lineage: Eukaryota; Metazoa; Chordata; Cladistia; Polypteriformes; Polypteridae
Gene: slka
Product: STE20-like kinase a
Exons: 19
Coding region: 758-4288 (1176 amino acids)
Biological process (GO): protein phosphorylation
Molecular function (GO): ATP binding; protein serine/threonine kinase activity
Source: RefSeq, a predicted model, not a curated record